Messenger RNA from Spodoptera exigua (beet armyworm), 819 nucleotides. The record is from the annotation of a GenBank genome assembly. NCBI's taxonomy places the organism in Eukaryota, Metazoa, Arthropoda, Insecta, Lepidoptera, Noctuidae.
AUGGAACUAAUGAGUUCCUUGUUGUUCUGCGCGCUAGUCGUAUAUUUGCCGCAAGCGUUAGGUGAAAAUCGACAUACAAGACGACUUAAGCUAGCCAAUGAUGUCGAUAUAAAAUUUAACAACUCGAUGAUUAUAAAUCAAAUGCCGAUGCCAAAGAGAAUUUUACUAAACAUCAACGGACCACCGCUAGUGAAUAUGCUCAGUGACCUACAAAUGGUUUUUAUGGAUGUAAAAUGCAAAAAAUGUAUCGAUUGCAUGGAACGAGCAAUCAAAGCCUUUAAGGCACAUUAUCAUGUUGUGGAAGCUCGACCAAGAGCGGAUGAACUAUACGAAGAAGUGUUAAAAAAUCGUUACAUAUUUAGUAAUCGUAAUAAAAGAGAGACUCCGAAAAUAGUAGAAACGCCACAAACAACAACUACUUCUAAACCUAAAAGGUCAAAGACAAAGAAAAGAGCAACUAAAUCGGUAACCGUAACAAAAUACGUUGACGGAGACGUUUACGCGCUAAAAGUUAAGGAAACGAAUACGCAAGUCAGUGUAGACCAAAAUAACGUGACUCAUACUACAAGUUGUCAAAUUUUCAGCGUUAAGAAAUCAUAUCCGUGUGACAGUCCCGACUCUGUCGCAUUUUUGACCACGGCUAGGAGGAAACUGAAUAAGAGAAUGAAGAAAGAAAAGGAGGCAAAUAGAAUUGAUCCAUUAACUACAACGACUACUACAGACAAACCUCAUUUUUUAGCCCCAGCUUUUAGAAAACGUCAUGUAGACAACUCGCAGGUUCCAGAAAAUGUUAUGCCUUCAAUAGAGGAAUUGUAUUAA